Elgaria multicarinata webbii is the source of this 2571-nucleotide messenger RNA. RefSeq names its product SMG9 nonsense mediated mRNA decay factor (gene SMG9). Bases 351 to 1883 code for a protein of 510 amino acids. The transcript has 15 exons. Lineage: Eukaryota; Metazoa; Chordata; Lepidosauria; Squamata; Anguidae. The record is from RefSeq and is a predicted model, not a curated record. Gene Ontology annotation, biological process: nuclear-transcribed mRNA catabolic process, nonsense-mediated decay.
CAGAGACCCCCCGACCCCCGUACUUGGGUUGCUGGAGCUGCAAGGGCUCGCGUCCUCCGUGGCCACGGAAGUCUCUUUCUCCAAUUCCGGAUGUGCGAAGGCCAGUCGGAGCGAGGAAUUCAUUUCCUGCGCGUGCGCAGUGGCUAAAACAACGGUGGCCGACGAGGCUCUUUCCCCUGCUACCUUUCCAAGAUGUGCUGAGACGCAGUACCACAUCCUAGCUGCCUUGCAACGAAGGGAUAUCGACGCCUGACGCUACCUGCUGGCUCAAGUGACGCUCGGCCGGUAUCCUUUCUCCAUAAGCAGGGUUAUCGGGUUUCACCGCUUCGCCACUCAGGUUCCCUUUUCACAUGUCAGAGUCGGGGCACAGCCAACCUGGGCUGUACGAACGGCGCCGUCGCUGGAACCGUGAGAAGGAGAUGGGUCAUCAAAGCCUGUCUGGGCCGGGCCGGGAUCGCGACUAUGUCCCCUGGGACAGGGACAGGGACCGACGGGACCCUAUGGAUGAGCCGGUGGGAACCGUGAUGCAGAAGACACCCAUCAUCCUAGCCAAGCCGCCUGCAGAGAGGUCCAAGGGGGCCCCAACCCCCACUCCCACUCCAGCCCCAGCCGCUGCCCCUGCCCUCGAGAAGCCCAUUGUGCUGAUGAAGCCACGGGAGGAAGGCAAAGGCCCCGCAGGAGCAGCAGAGGCGUCAGCUCAGCCCCCUGCAGCUGUCGCCAAGGUGGAGAAGGAGGGCCAGCGUCCCACGCAGCCUGUCUAUCAGAUCCAGAACAGAGGCAUGGGCUCCACGGCCUCCAGCGGCAUCAUGGAUCCUGUGGUUGGCCAGGCCAAGCUGCUGGCCCCGGAGAAGAUGAAGCACAGCAUCAAACUGGUGGACGACCAAAUGAACUGGUGUGACAGCGCCAUUGAGUACCUCCUGGACCAAACAGAUGUGCUGGUGGUUGGAGUGCUGGGACUGCAGGGUACUGGGAAAUCCAUGGUGAUGUCACUGCUGUCAGCCAAUCAGCCUGAAGAAGAUCAGAGGACCUAUGUGUUCCGCACUCAGAGCCAAGAGAUCAAGGAGCGUGGGGGAAACCAGACCAGUGGCAUUGACUUCUUCAUCACUCAGGAGCGUAUCAUCUUCCUUGACACUCAGCCCAUUCUCAGCCCCUCCAUCCUAGAUCACCUGAUCAACAAUGACCGCAAGCUGCCUCCGGAGUAUAAUCUACCCCACACCUAUGUUGAGAUGCAGUCCCUGCAGAUCGCUGCGUUCCUCUUCACCGUCUGCCAUGUGGUCAUUGUGGUGCAAGACUGGUUCACUGAUCUAAGCUUGUACAGGUUCCUUCAGACGGCCGAGAUGGUAAAACCCUCCACUCCAUCCCCUAGUCAUGAAUCCAGUGGCUCCUCUGGCUCAGACGAGGGCACAGAAUACUACCCACACAUUGUUUUUCUCCAGAACAAAGCCAAGAGGGAGAACUUCUGCCCCCGGAACCUGAAGCAGAUGCACCUUGUUAUUGACAAAAUCAUGAUGCACUCCCAUCUGAAAUACAAAGGUACCCUUUCCAUGUUGGAAUGUAACAUAUUCCCCGGCCUGCCCCAGAGUUACCUGGACUCAGAGGUCAACCUCUUCUUACUGCCCUUUAUGGAUACAGACGCAGAUGACGCUCUGCCCAGAGCAACCCCGGGAGGUGCCCCCCUCUUCUCCCUCCUGCCUGGGUACAAAGGACACCCCAGCUUCCAGUCUCUGAUGGCCAAGCUUCGGAGCCAGAUUAUGUCUAUGUCCCGGCCUCAACUUUCCCACACCAUCCUGACUGAAAAGAACUGGUUCCACUAUGCGGCACGCAUCUGGGAUGGUGUGAAGAAGUCCUCUGCUCUCUCGGAGUACAGCCGCCUGCUGGCGUGAGCGUGAAGUUCUCACACUGGAGCUGCCAAGGGGGUAGCCAGGCUCCCCCGCCCCCCGAGCUGGGUGAGCCAGGGUGUCUGUGCCCUCGUCCAGAGGCACAAAGCGAUGUGUGUAUCCCAGAGAGGGGAGCUGUAGGGGGGCACCAGCCCUGCGGAGGUGCCAGGCCAGGUUUCGGGAGCAAAAAUGCAGAAUUGGUGGUGUCCCUACUGGGCCACCAUACCGCCCACUGCCCAGCAUGGAUCUUACCCUUUUGUCUUUUAAGGGUCUGAUUUCCACCUACUUACCUAGAUGGGAAAGAGCUCUUCUUGACUUCUGUGCUACGCGGUCUUCCAGUGUUGCAAAGCCCUUCAGCCAGGGUGAAAGUUAAGGCCACCAUCAAUCUCUUACAAACCUUAUGGGGGUGGAUGGACUCCUCUGCAGAUGCAGUGCUGGGUCUGGGCAAAGAUCAAUGGGGGAGUUGACUUGGCUGCUUUGAGUAUUUUCAGACUUGAUUCCUAAUUCUUUAGUGUGUUGAGGGAAGUGUACUCCACCCCAUCUCUCUCUCUCUCUCCUUGCUCAAAUCUGUGUCCCUUUCCUUGAUCCACUCCCCCACCCCACCCUGCUUUCUUGUUCCUCCGUUGCAAAGUGGAUCAUUCAUUCCCCCUUUGCAUGAAUAUACUAUUCUUGUUUAAUAAACUGUUCAAGCUGC